Lemur catta (Ring-tailed lemur) is the source of this 7631-nucleotide messenger RNA. RefSeq names its product kinesin family member 2A (gene KIF2A). The record is from RefSeq and is a predicted model, not a curated record. The coding region runs from base 228 to 2462 and encodes 744 amino acids. The transcript is spliced from 21 exons. NCBI's taxonomy places the organism in Eukaryota, Metazoa, Chordata, Mammalia, Primates, Lemuridae. Gene Ontology annotation, molecular function: microtubule motor activity; microtubule binding; ATP binding. Gene Ontology annotation, biological process: microtubule-based movement.
ACCCCGACGCCCCGGCGUGCGCGUCCUCCUGCCGGCCUGCAGGCCCGGGGCCUCCGCCCGCUUCCCCGCCGCUGCUCCUCGCGGCCCCGCUCGCGUUCACGCUGUCUCCCGGGCCGGCGCGGCCGCGGGCAACCGCUCCCCCUCCCACCCCCACCCCGCCCCCUCCCCGCCUUUUCCGCCCUCCCGUCCCCCUCCCUCGGCCCGCUGCCGCUGCUCCAGAUGAGGUGAUGGCAACGGCCAACUUCGGCAAGAUCCAGAUUGGGAUUUACGUGGAGAUCAAGCGGAGCGAUGGCCGAAUACAUCAAGCAAUGGUAACAUCUUUAAAUGAAGAUAAUGAAAGUGUAACCGUUGAAUGGAUAGAAAAUGGAGAUACAAAAGGCAAAGAGAUUGACCUGGAGAGCAUCUUUUCACUUAACCCUGAUCUUGUACCUGAUGAAGACAUUGAACCCAGUCCAGAAACACCUCCACCUCCAACAUCCUCAGCCAAAGUAAACAAAAUUGUAAAGAAUCGACGGACUGUGGCUUCAAUUAAGAAUGAUCCUCCUCCAAGAGAUAAUAGAGUGAUUGGUUCUGCACGUGCACGGCCUAGUCAGCUUCCUGAACAGUCUUCCUCUGCACAACAGAAUGGUAGUGUUUCAGAUAUAUCUCCAGUUCAAGCUGCAAAAAAGGAAUUUGGACCCCCUUCACGUAGAAAAUCUAAUUGUGUGAAAGAAGUAGAAAAAUUGCAAGAAAAACGAGAAAAAAGGAGACUGCAACAGCAAGAACUUAGAGAAAAAAGAGCCCAGGAUGUUGAUGCUACAAACCCAAAUUAUGAAAUUAUGUGUAUGAUCAGAGACUUCAGAGGAAGUUUGGAUUAUAGACCAUUAACAACAGCAGAUCCUAUUGAUGAACAUAGGAUAUGUGUGUGUGUAAGAAAACGACCACUCAAUAAAAAAGAAACUCAAAUGAAAGAUCUUGAUGUAAUCACAAUCCCUAGUAAAGAUGUUGUGAUGGUACAUGAACCAAAACAAAAAGUAGAUUUAACAAGGUACCUAGAAAACCAAACAUUUCGUUUUGAUUAUGCCUUUGAUGACUCAGCUCCUAAUGAAAUGGUUUACAGGUUUACUGCUAGACCACUAGUGGAAACUAUAUUUGAAAGGGGAAUGGCUACAUGCUUUGCUUAUGGGCAGACUGGAAGUGGAAAAACUCAUACGAUGGGUGGUGACUUUUCAGGAAAGAAUCAAGAUUGUUCUAAAGGAAUUUAUGCAUUAGCAGCUCGAGAUGUCUUUUUAAUGCUAAAGAAGCCAAACUAUAAGAAGCUGGAACUUCAAGUAUAUGCAACCUUUUUUGAAAUUUAUAGUGGGAAGGUGUUUGACUUGCUAAAUAGGAAAACAAAACUAAGAGUUCUAGAAGAUGGAAAACAGCAGGUUCAAGUGGUGGGAUUACAGGAACGGGAGGUCAAAUGUGUUGAAGAUGUACUGAAACUCAUUGACAUAGGCAACAGUUGCAGAACAUCUGGUCAAACAUCUGCAAAUGCCCAUUCAUCUCGAAGCCAUGCAGUGUUUCAGAUUAUUCUUAGAAGAAAAGGAAAACUACAUGGCAAAUUUUCUCUCAUCGAUUUGGCUGGAAAUGAAAGAGGAGCUGAUACUUCCAGUGCAGACAGGCAAACUAGGCUUGAAGGUGCUGAAAUUAAUAAAAGCCUUUUAGCACUCAAGGAGUGCAUCAGAGCCUUAGGUAGAAAUAAACCUCAUACUCCUUUUCGAGCAAGUAAACUCACUCAGGUGUUAAGAGAUUCAUUCAUAGGUGAAAACUCUCGUACCUGCAUGAUUGCCACAAUCUCUCCAGGAAUGGCAUCCUGUGAAAAUACUCUUAAUACAUUAAGAUAUGCAAAUAGAGUAAAGGAGUUUGGAAUUAGUCCAUCAGACAUUCCCUUCUCACAGGGUAGUGGCAGUCGCCCUGAUCUCUCUCCUUCUUAUGAGUAUGACGACUUUUCUCCUUCAAUUACCAGGGUGAAAGAAUUGACUGUAGAUCCAACCGCUGCUGGUGAUGUCCGUCCAAUAAUGCACCAUCCACCAAACCAGAUUGAUGACUUAGAGACACAGUGGGGUGUGGGGAGUUCCCCUCAGAGAGAUGAUCUGAAACUUCUUUGUGAACAAAAUGAAGAAGAAGUUUCUCCACAGUUGUUUACUUUCCACGAAGCUGUCUCACAAAUGGUAGAAAUGGAAGAACAAGUUGUAGAAGAUCACAGGGCAGUGUUCCAGGAAUCUAUUCGAUGGUUAGAAGAUGAAAAGGCUCUCCUAGAGAUGACUGAAGAAGUAGACUAUGAUGUAGAUUCAUAUGCUACACAACUUGAAGCUAUUCUUGAGCAGAAAAUAGACAUUUUAACUGAGCUUCGGGAUAAAGUGAAAUCUUUUCGUGCCGCUCUACAAGAAGAAGAACAAGCCAGCAAGCAAAUCAAUCCGAAGAGACCCCGUGCCCUUUAAAUUGGCAUUUGCUGCUAUAGGAUCCCCAGAACCCUCACUACUGUAACAUACAAUGGUUCAGCUGUAAGGGCCAUUUGAAAGUUUGAAAUUAAGUGUCUGUGGAAAAUGUCUUGUCCUUCACCUGAAUGACAUUUCAAUUUUGUGAAACACUCCUUUGUCUACAAAAUGCUUCUAAUCCAGGAGGCACAACCAAAAAUUGGGAUUAGUGAAGCAUUUUGUUUCAUUUACCCAAAUAGUGAUUUACUUUUGGAGAUCCUUGCCAAUUUUAUUUUCUAUAUGAUGAAGACUGUGGACUCGAUCCAGAGGUGGAUAGUAGAGGGAAGCCACAGCAUUUCCUUUUAACUCAGUUCGAUUUUCGUAGCGAGACUGAGCAGUUUUAAAUCCUUUGCGUGCAUGCAUACCUCAUCAGUGAUUGUACAUACCUUGCCCACUCCUAGAGACAGCUGUGCUCACCUCUUCCUGCUUUGUGCCUUGACUAAGGCUAUUAACCCUAAAUUUCUGAAGCACAGCCAAGAUAAAUUACAUUCCUUAUUUGUCAUUGUAAAUUACCUUUGUGUGUACAUUUCUACUGUAUUUGAAACAUUUUUUUGUGUGUGACUAGUUAAUUUUGCAGGAUGUGCCAUAUCAUUGAACGGAACUAAAGUCUGUGACAGUGGACAUAGCUGCUGGACCAUUCCAUCCUAUAUGUAAAGAAAUCUGGAAUUAUGAUUUUAAAACCAUAUAACAUGUGAUUAUAAUUUUCUUAGCAUUUUCUUUGUAAAGAACUAAAAUAUAAACUAGUUGGUGUAUAAUAAAAGUAAUGAAAUUCUGAGAAGAGUUUUAUCUUAGGAAAUUACAUAUAUAUGCAGUGUGUGUGCCAGUGUGGUAUUAACAAGACUAAUAGUGCAAUUUGAUCCUUACCAAUACAUUUCUUAAUUUCAAGUGUUCAUUAGCACCCCAAAAUAUACCUUUUUUAUGUACUGUUAAAGGAAAUUGGCUUCUGAUGCAUGAACAUUAUAUGUACAUUGAGAGUAGUCCAUAAUAGAAGUUAGUUUAAGCCAAGUGUAGACAGUACAUAACUCCCUUGAAAAAGAAUUAAGCUGAAAAAGAGUUGAGUUUGCCUUAAAAGGCAGAUCUAACCCAAGCUCCAUCUGGUACCAAAUGUGCAAUUUCACCAUUAUUUGGUGAGAAUCACCAAAUUCUCACCAGCAGAUUGGUGUAGGGUAUGCUACUUUUUAAAUGGCAGCACUUAUUUUUACAGAUUGCUACUCCAAGAAAGAAAACUGGCCACUUUUCAUGUAAAUAUUUUGUUGAAAGAUUUAUAUAUCUAGGAGUUUUCCCUCAGUUCCCAGGAUGGAGUCCAGGAGUAGAUUACCCACCAAAAAAUCUCCCAAGUAUAUCUUCUUUUGAUUACUUUAGGGAACUAGCUCAUUCCUAUGGGCCAAAGGGAAGCUAUGAAUGGAGAAUUACAUGAGCCAGAUUCUUUACUUCAUUGUUCAUAAAACCCAGGGGGUAGUUGUGAAAGAUCCUAACACCAUGGUGAAAAGCUGUGUAAACAUGAUAUCUGAAACAAAUGUAGAUUUUCAGUAUGCUUAUUAAUAAAUUAAAUCUAUCAAAUGAGUUUUAGAGAUAAUUUACUUCAAUACAAUCACCUUUGUUUUGGAAGGGACUCAGGUUUUCUUGCAGCUGUAAAAUAUAUUCUAUUUGUGUUUAUUUCAAAGGGAAGAGAAAGAAUGGAGAACUGUUACUAUUGGCCUUACCGAGGCUGUUUAAAAACAUAGUUUUUGAGAAUAACCAAUCUUCAAAGGGCAAUAAAGAUGUGAACUUGCUCAUUUUAAAGCACAACAGAUUAGCUUUAAUUUAUUUUUGCAUUGGAUGGGUACUAUCUUUGGAGGGUCUCCUUAUAGACAAAUAUGCUGCCUUAUACUCUGAUGGCUCCAUUUGGAUUAGGAGUCAAGGUAUUUUAAAAAAUUAAUACCAAAAAGAUCUUGGCAGUAGUAUCAUUCAGUCCUUCAGCUUUACAGAUAGGGAAAACUGAAGGCCAGAAAAAGGAUUAAAAACUCAGCAAUUCAUAGGCAUAGAGGGAAAUGACCUAAGAAAGCUGAGUUAAAUCUUAAACUUUUUCUAUAAGGAUAGAGAUGGUACAGGUGAACUCUGCAAAGUAGUUUUUGAAGUUAAAAAAAAAAGUACCCUUAAGUAUAAUUAAUAUUCAUAUAACAAAAGUGGAUUGAUGGAGCUAAGUAACUUUAAUAUUUUGUUCUGGAUUAAGGAUUCUUUAGUACUUUCUUAGACUUGAAAGCUGAUAUCCCUAUUAAUAAGUAAUUAAGAACAUGCAUUAUUUUAACUAUGAAUAACAUUACUAUGACUUUGAAGCCAGAUUUCAAAAUCUGGCUUUGCUAAAUUAAGUGAAAAUACUCCUAUUAAGUUAGGUAUAAAGAAAGCCAAAUGUCAACGAAGAUAUUUUUAUUCGUUUUCUUAAUAAAAUAGCUACUAUAAUUCUUUAUUAAAGUAUAUUAACAUCACUGAGUAUUACAUUGAUUAAACAUAGUAGCUAAUAAAACUUGUUAAUGACAUCUAUUGAAAUUCUCAAUCUGACAGUUUUAAAAUGGCUUAAAACUAAGCACCAGGUAUACAAAAAAAUACUGGAAAUUUUAAUUAUCCAUAGCCAUGAAUACUGGGAAUGUAUAGUUGUGGGGAAACGGCUGUUUUUUUGAAGUUGAAAACAGAUUUUAACUAUAAAACCUGUUUUGAUUUAAAAAGCCCUUUGAAAUUUUGCUAAACCUAUACUUUUUUCCCCAAGAAAAACCAUAAUUUUAUAGUUAAUUUCAUUCUAGUUGAGCUUCCUCAUUUUACAAGGAGUCAUGCCCAGAAUAUGCCCAGCACAGCAUAGUGGCAGCAGCAGACUCAGGGUUACCCAGAACGCUGAUGUAGUCUAUGAUGCUACAGAAUAGCUAAAGAGGCAAUAAGAGGAGACACUGUAUAGGAUAAAUACGGAAAAGAAUGACAGAAGCAAAAUAAAACACUUUAAGAGACAAUUGUUUUACCAUACAUGUGAAUAACAAGAAACAGUAUAGGAAAUAUGUGACUAGAGAAGCAUAUUUUAACUUUUUUAAUACUUGAGGGACAGAGCUAAAGGCCUAAAGAGGGCCUCACGGUAUAUAACACAGUAAAUAGAAAAGGAACAUCUUUAUAUGAUAAACUGUUAGAAAUGGUAAAUUUAAGUAUAAAGUUGUGCGUAUCUGCGGCUCUUGAACUUGAAGGUUAUUAUGAAUAGAUUGGACCCUGCCCUAUGUUAUAUAUUAAAAACAAACCAAAACCCAAAAAACUUAGGCCCUUAGAACUGACCACCUUAAAAAUUUAGAAUAACUGGUGACAACAGUAGUUUUAAGCCAAAAAUAGUCAAGCAAAUAAAUAACGUCCCAGUAGAGCAAAAGCAAAGUUCAUCUUCUCAAAUGAUGAAAAUAUAAUUCAUUUCUUUUCUUGACCUUGAAAAUUCUGUUUUCCAAAUACCUAGGAAAAAUGAAUACCUUCUGCAUUGAAUCCAUGUAGCAAUCUGAAAAAAAAACCAGAAUGGAAUGGUAUUGAAAAGCUAAUAUGUGGCACAUAAUGGUGUAUAAUUCUAUACCAUUAAUUCUAAAACAUGAACAUGUCAGCAUACUCAUGCAGCCCACCCACUCCUCACACUAGUCGUUAAAGAAACCUUACUGUCCAACUAAAUGUGUAAGAUAUAUAUUGGUUAAAACCAUGUCAUGGUGCCUCUUUCACUGUAGCCUAUAUGUCUUAAGUUAUAAUGAAUUUGACUAAAAUUAUCUUAGACUGCCACUAUCCCUGGUCUAAGAGCUCACUGGCAUUUGUUCCAUUUCAACAUGGUAAAGGAACAAGAGCUGUUUGGAAUUAGAGGUAGAAGUCAGAUAAAUGACCAAUCUUACAUGCCCAUUCUUCCUUUCUGAGCUGUUUUAAGGUUCAAAUACUUACACCUGUUUCUCUCUGUGGACUAACCUAUGUUUUUAUUAGAUUCUAGUUAGCAAACUGCACAUGCUCAAUAACCUUGAGGAAAUUCAGUGAGAGCGGAGGAAGACACAAUAUUUCUAUUUCGACCUGAGAUUAUUUUUAGGCUAGCUCAUAGGAACAGGUCCAGGUAAAUUAAAAUGUCUGAAAAAGCAAAGUAGGUACUCAGGAAUAGUGUUCAACACCUAGGACUAACAUCUAAUAAAGACUCAGUAAUGACAGCAUUUGUCAGUAAUGUAGAACUGUGUUUCCAGCUUAGACAAAGUAAAACCAAUGACUUUUCUAGCAAUCUACCCUCAUUCAGCCUCUAGAACAUGGAAGCUUUAAAAGUGAAUUGGCUAAAUAGGCAAGAACCUCUGAAAGUUAACAUGUUAAUUAAAAACAAAGAGUAUAGGUUAAUAAUUACCUGGGUAAUUAAUUGAAGCCUUACUCUGCUUUCAUAAGACUUACUUGUUUACUUAAAGGAAAACAGAUUUUGGUCUAAAUUGCCCAGAUAAUUAUGACACCUUUUUACCUAAGAUAUGUAAAACCUGCCUCAGGCUACAAAAACAACUAUUACUAAAUGGGUAACCAGGUAUGAUUGUAACUGACAUUAUUUCAUGCUUAAGAUCUAUAUAACAAUAGCUAUUCCCAAUAAGGAAAUAAAAAAAAAUUAGAUCCAGUUACACAUAUUUUGAUUUUUUUCUACCUUAUGGGCUACUUUGGAGGGACAAGCUAUUAAAGACUAAGACUGUGAAUGAGAGUUGGGGGAGGGAGCAGGAAGCGAGGAGCAUGUACACAGCACAACACACGUUAACACAGAGGCAACCUUCUGGCUCAGACUGUUCUUUACUGCUAUUAAAAGAAAAUGGUCAUUCUGCUGCAGCUAACUAGCCUCCAUCUUUUACACCAAAUACUAUUCCAUGCCAUGGAAGUGCUAUGCAAUAACUCUCCCAGGUAGCACCUUAUACCGCUUAAAAGCCUUUAAAUCUCUAAUCUGAAGGUGUCACAGUAAAGAAAUGUAAACACUUAGGAAAACAAAAAUGUAAUUACCUGAUGAAGUCAUCUAUGUCCAUGGAACGGGCCCGUUUGUCACUAAAACCUGUGCUGGUUAGGAUUUGCUGUAUUUUAUCUGCUAUGCUGAAAUCUUCUGGUAUUACCUAUCAAUAUAAGAUUCAGAAUAAAAGAACAACAUAUCUUUAA